UGGCCAAUCGGCCUUCGCCUACGUCACCCGGAUAUAUAAUGAUAUUUGAAUGACGCAACCGUUGGCCGAAGUUUAGCGGCCAUCUUGUAUUCUGAUUUUGAACGCUAAGCAGACGGUGGGGAAGACGGGGCGAUACUGAAAGUUUUAUCGCUGAAAAAGGAAGAAUAUUACCAUAAUCGAGCAUAUAUGCAGUAAUAUAUGAUGUUAUUAAAUGGACUCAAUUGUUGAUCUAACCUUAGAAAUACUAAAAUCAGAGUGCUACUGAAGAAGAAUUAGAGCAGGACGGGAGUGAUGUCGGACGACGCGGCGAGAGAAGAUGCGUGUCGAGAGUAUCAGUCGUCUCUGGAAGAUUUGACUUUCAACAGCAAACCUCACAUCAAUAUGCUGACCAUUCUGGCUGAGGAGAACCUGCAUUUCGCCAAGGAUAUCGUCGCAAUUAUUGAAGCUCAAAUCGCCAAGGCUCCAUCAACAGAGAAGCUUCCAGUUUUAUACUUAGUGGAUUCGAUUGUGAAGAAUAUUGGCAGAGAAUAUCUUACAACGUUCACAAAAAACAUUGUAUCUACAUUUAUUUGUGUUUUUGAGAAGGUGGAUGAGAACACUAGAAAAAGUUUGUUUAAAUUACGCUCUACUUGGGAUGAUAUUUUUCCUCUGAAGAAGCUUUAUGCAUUAGAUGUCAGAGUGAACAGCUUAGAUCCCGCCUGGCCAAUCAAACCAUUGCCUCCAAAUGUGAAUAGUUCAAGCAUUCACGUGAAUCCAAAAUUUUUAAAUAAGUCACCUGAAGAAAUAUCUGCUCCGAGAGCCAAUACUCCUCAAAUUCCUGCCACUCCAAUUGUAGCUGAGCCUCAGAAGAAUUUCUCACAGGAGGAUGUGAUACGACAACAGCUGCUUUCAAAGCAGAAACAACUUAUUGAGCUUCAGCAGAAAAAGCUGGAGCUAGAGCUUGAACAAACCAAGGCUCAACUGGCUAUUACUCAGUCUGCUGCAGUUUCAAAAUUACCAUCUACAGCAUGCCAGCCACAUGUUGGGAAAUUAGCACAUCAGCCACCAGUGCCACGUGAGAAAACGUGGUCUCCAAUACAACACCAGGAUUUAAAGUUUUCUACAAGGGAUCCUCGCCUUAACAGAUCUGCACAGCAGCUGCCACCACCAAAAGAUCAUGUAGUGAAAAAAGAAACUCUUGAGCAAGGAACAGCAGUAAUUCAAUCUGAGAAGAGGGUAAAUGUGAAUGUUGAGAAGCAGCCUAAAGCUGAAAAACCUAAGCCUGUUAAAAAAGAAAUGGUGGUUGCUGAAGAGAAAUCUAAAUCCCCUUCACCUUUAAAUAAAGACUUUCAAAACAAAACAAAGGCCAUUGAGCCGGACAGUGCAAAACCAGCAGAAAUGAACAAAAGGGAUCCUCGAAUACGGAAGCAUUUAAAUGAUAAGCCGGAUAUUAAAGAUGAUGAAAUAAAGGACAAAAGAAGAUGUUUGGAGAAGAAAGAAAAGGAGGAUCAAAACAAAAGUUCUGAACAUAGAUCAACAGCAGCUAGAAACAAACUUGUUAAUGGCACCCUUCCUAAACAUGAAAGGGUAGAAAUCUCUGAUAAGCAAGAUUUAAAAAUUGGUGGUCGCUCUAAUUUAAGGAAACGUUCCCGAUCUAGAUCACCAUUACUUCAUUCACCCAAGAGGAAAGAGAGACGUUCCCCUAAGAGAAGGACAAGAAGCAUUUCAUCCUCACCUCCAAAAAUAAAGCAAAGAAUAUCUGGUGCCAAGCAUUCACAUGCAGAAGAUUUUCCAACACAUUCCAGCAUUAGGGAAGACAGAAAUCCUCCCAGAAAAAAUACAAAUGUGCAUGAUCCAAGAAGGCAAAAAAGAAUGCAAGAAGAUCGAUCCACGGAAUCAAGGGAUCCAACAAGGUUACCUUCCGAGUCAAAAGAAGUGUCAAAAAGAUGGAAGAGCAAUUGGGAGGAAAAUAAACAGAAAUACCUGAAACAGUCUGAGGACCAUUUGGUGCAUGGAAAGGCAGGUCCUCAAAGACAUAAGGGAUCAUGGACUGGAGGCCAAAGGAAUCCUGCCCCUCAUACUCCUAAACAGCAUCGGUUAAGUGUUGAUGCAAACCUACAGAUUCCAGACGUUUUAAACUCUGCAAGCAAGAGAGACUUGCUUAAAAAGGCAAACAAAAGACUUUCUGAUGGGGAAAUUACCCAAGAAGAAUUUUUAGUUGUUGCGCAUCAAAUAAAACAGUUAUUUCAGUAUCAAGAAGAAAAACAAAGAUCAGAUGCUUGGGAUAGCACCAAUGAAGAGACUAGAUUUACUGGGAAAAAGAAACCACUGCUUUCUGCACCUUUGAAUACUGGGGAUAUGUCCGAAGCCUAUAUAAAGCACAAAGCUAAAUUACGAAGAACUCAAGUUCAUCAUCAAGGUAGUGAGUAUUGGGAUGUAAAUGAGCCUCGGGAUGAAAAUUACUCAAGUGAUGAGCUUCAUUAUGCAAGAGAGAGUGACUCAUGCAAAGUAAAAAUUGGAUCAAGGACUAGUGAUGAUCCAUUUAAUGUCAGAGACCAAAAUCGUGAUGAAGGUAGACGAGGUUAUGGAGAUAAAGACCAAGAAAAGUGUGAGGAUCCAUCACUGAGUGUGAGGAAUUCUGAGGGCUUUAGCAAAGAUGCAUCUGGCAGCAGAACUGAAUGCCGAAGGCAAAGAGGAAGGCCUGGGCACGAUUUUAGAAAACGAGAUGAACCUCGUGAUUAUAGCAGUUCUGAAGAAAGGCAAAAGUUUAAAACAGAGGGUGGCAGAGAAGACUACCGCGCUUCAUAUAAUGAAAGGUUUUUGCACCCAAAAAAUACAGAAGUGCAUCUUCCCAGAUUGGGAGGUCAUGGAGGAAAUAGAAAAUUUGACGGUCCUGGAGAAGAAUUAAAGAAAUCUGAUGGGACAUCUAGACAUCCUACAGGUUCAUUUGAUUUACCAACUAGUCAUGCUGAGCGCCAUAUUGAUUUUGAAGCACUACCUGGACGAUCUCCUCAUUCAGUAUUUGAUGGAUCUUCCAAUAAACUUGAAAGCCAGCAACUGCCAAUACAUGACUCUCAGAGUAGUUCCAGAUUUGACACUAACUAUGAGUCUUCUGAACCUUCCGAAAGGGUACGAGCUCAGGGCACUUCAGGCCUGUGGAGGUGUGAACGUACAGGGCAGACACCUCCAAGAGUAGCAGAUGAUCUGUCUAGCCAACAGUGUCCAUCUAGAUUUGAUGGAUUCAAAGGGCCAUCAACACAGCAGCCUCUACUGCGUCUAAUGGAUGGAGUCCCUAACCAAAUGGGACAACCCAGAUUUGAUGGUCCAGCAAGACAGCAAGGUUCACUUAGGUUUGAAGGACCACACGGACAUCUGAUACAGCCACGAUUUGAUAGUCCUAUGGUAGGACCUCCAAAUAGGGGCAGAUUCGAUGGACAACCGAUUCAAAUGAGAUUUGAUGGUCCCCAGGUACAAAAUACACCAGCAAGAUAUGAUUGUCCUACAGGGCAGCCAGGUCCUCUUAGAUUUGAUGGCCCACCACUUGGGCAGCAAGGUCCAGUGAGGUUUGAUGGCCCUCCUGGGCAGCAGGGUCCAGUGAGGUUUGAUGGUCCUCCUGGGCAGCAGGGUCCAGUGAGGUUUGAUGUUCCAUCAGGGCCACAGGGGCCUGUGAGAUUUGAAGGGCCACUAGGUCAGCAGGUACCUAUGCGAUUUGAUGGGCCAAUGAGGUUUGAGGGCCCAUUGGGUCAGCAAGGCCCAAUUAUGUUUGACUGUCCAGUAGGUCAGCAGGGACCUUUGAGGUUUGACGGUCCUUUGGGCCAGCAGGGCCCAGUAAGAUUUGAAGGUCCCUUGGGACAACAGGUCCCAGUGAGGUUUGAGGGUCCUAUGGGUCAACAGGGUCCCGUAAGAAGUGAACCAUCAAUGGGACAGAUGGGUCCAGUGAGGUAUGAAGGUCCUCUAGGGCAGCAAGGUCCAGGCAGGUUUGAAGGAUCAUUGGGACAGCAGGUUCAAGGUCGAUUUGAAGGACAUCUUGGACAACAGAUACCAAGCAGAUUUGAAGGUCCACCUGGGCAGCAAAUGCCAGCAAGGUUUGAUGGCCCACUUGGGCAGCAGGUUCCAGGCAGAUUUGAUGGAAAUCCCUUGCAUUCAGACUUGUCAGUGUUUGAUUGUCCAUCAGAUCAACAUAACAGUUUACGUUUUCAAGGAAUAACAGGCCAUCAGGGCCCUGUCAGAUCUCAAGGACCUCGAUUUGAUGGAUUACGACCUCAAGGUGAAGGACCAGGAGCAUGCUUUGAAGGAUCAAACAAUCCAUCUCAAAUGGCAAAUUUCAACAUGCCCAUUAACAGAUUUGGAGAAAAUUGUUUUGCAGCCCCUCAGGCAUUUCAGGGGCAGCAGGAACCUUUGAUGGAUUUCAGUUCUGGAAACAGUUUUAAUGGACCACCAAAUAGUGGGGGAACAGAUUUUCCCAAUGCCUUCAGCAGAUCAAGUGCAACGUUCUUUACACCUGGUUCUCAGGUUUCAAAUACUGAGAUUAGAAAUGAAAUCCCAGCUGUGAUGCCUGUUCGGGCACUCGUUCAACAACAAACGGGAAGUGUUCUGCCAGGACAGCAGUUUAUUACAUCACAAAGUUCUGUGGCUUUAAGCCAACCAGUUCCUGAGCCUGAUUUUGGACAGGUGGAUGUCAAUGACCUAUUUGCAAAAUUAAUAGAUACAGGGAUAAUAAAACUUCCGUCUACAGAUUCCUCUGCAAAUGAUUCUGCAGCUGCAUCUCAGUCCCAUCCAACUGAGGAGGAUGAUGAUGAUGAUGAACCAGAUGAGGACCAGAAUAUUCCAGAUCUUACUGGGUUUAUAAUGGAGGAAAUGAAACAACGUUAUGACAGUGUUAUUAAUAGGCUGUAUACUGGAAUUCAGUGUUACUCUUGUGGGAUGAGAUUUACCAGUUCACAAACUGAUGUCUAUGCCGACCAUUUGGACUGGCAUUAUCGACAGAACAGAUCUGAAAAGGAUAUAAGUAAAAAAGUUACCCACAGAAGAUGGUACUACAGUUUGACAGACUGGAUAGAGUUUGAAGAGAUAGCCGAUUUAGAGGAGCGGGCAAAAAGUCAGUUUUUUGAAAAGGUACAUGAAGAAGUUGUACAGAAGACACAGGAAGCUGCCAAGGAAAAAGAGUUUCCAAGUGUUAAGGCUGCUCCAGAUGUUGUCGAUGAGAUAUGUGAAAUUUGCCAGGAGAAAUUUGAAAUGUACUGGGAGGAGGAAGAGGAAGAAUGGCAUCUCAAAAAUGCUAUUCGUGUUGAAGAAAAGACAUAUCAUCCCUCUUGCUAUGAAGAUUACAAAAAUUCAUCAUUUGCUGAUUUUACUCCUUCGCCUAGUAAGGCUCCUCUAGAAAAUCCUUUAAAUUCUUUAAUUCCACAAGAGACUGAAGAACCAUCCAUGAGUGAAAGUAUUAAACAAGAAGCAGGUAAAAGAGUCGGCAGCUGUAAGGAGGAAAGUAGUUCUGAUGAAAUAAAAUUGGAACAAAUUGAAAUAAAAUCGGAACGAGAAUCACCAGAAGCCUGCAUGAAUGCGGAGUAAAAAAAAAAGGAAAAAAAAAUGCUGCUAUUUGAUUCUUUUUUUAAACCAUCUGAGGAAAGUGAGAAUGCAUAGUACUGUAUUUUGGUUAUGUAUAAAUUAUUUUUAUAUUAAAUGCUGAGGCAAUGUGCUCAGCUCUACAUACUUUAAAUACAUUUUUGUAUUUGAUUCUUUCAAAUUGCCUGCUCAAAUCAGGCAUUAUGUUGUGUGAGAGGACUGUAAAUGUACCUAAAAGAGAAAUUGUAUGUAUCAGAUUUAAUUUAUAAAUAAAGCUAUUUUUGCUAUGUUUGAUGUGUAAUAUUAGUAUACAUCAUACUGCUACUGUCAGAGGUGAAUCUUAAGUAUUGGUUUAUUAAAAUGCUUAAAUACAAAAAUGUUAAUGUUCACAAAUAAAGAUUAACUUUUGAGUUCUUUUUUUGGGGCGGGGUUGAAAAGGAGAAAUAAAUCUUUAACAUUAAACUAAUCAUUUGGGGGUGGGGGGGAUUCCUUUUGCCCACUGAGUGCAUUUAUUUGAUAUGGUUUGGAAAGGUAAGGCAAUCACAUAAACCACUGAUGGAUUUUUAUGAACAGUAAUAAUUCUUUAAUGGUCUUCGAGAUUCUUCGUCAAGGAAAUGUUGCACUCUGGGCAGUGAAAUCUGUAAAUAUGGUCAAUAGUAAUUUCUGGAUGAUUUUGAAAAGGUUUGAAGAAUUUACUUUCUAAUCUUGCGUGCAGCAGCAGAGUUUGAAAGGACUUGAAUAAUCAAUAAAAUAUUUAACUUUA
Messenger RNA from Polypterus senegalus (gray bichir), 6304 nucleotides. It is a transcript of the gene pcf11, whose product is annotated as PCF11 cleavage and polyadenylation factor subunit. The record is from RefSeq and is a predicted model, not a curated record. Gene Ontology annotation, cellular component: mRNA cleavage factor complex; cytoplasm. The transcript is spliced from 16 exons. Gene Ontology annotation, molecular function: RNA polymerase II complex binding; mRNA binding. The coding region runs from base 292 to 5547 and encodes 1751 amino acids. Gene Ontology annotation, biological process: termination of RNA polymerase II transcription. Lineage: Eukaryota; Metazoa; Chordata; Cladistia; Polypteriformes; Polypteridae.